Centropristis striata (black sea bass) is the source of this 1389-nucleotide messenger RNA. RefSeq names its product nuclear factor 7, brain-like. The transcript has a single exon. The record is from RefSeq and is a predicted model, not a curated record. The coding region runs from base 1 to 1389 and encodes 462 amino acids. Lineage: Eukaryota; Metazoa; Chordata; Actinopteri; Perciformes; Serranidae. Gene Ontology annotation, molecular function: zinc ion binding; protein binding.
AUGCUUUCCGGAUCAGAGGAGGACCUCUCCUGUCCCGUCUGCCGGGACAUCUUUAAAAAUCCUGUAGUGCUGUCGUGCAGCCACAGCUUCUGUAAAGACUGUCUGAGGAACUGGUGGUCAGAGAAACAGCUCCAGGAGUGUCCAGUCUGUAAGAGGAGAUCAUCGAGGAAUGAGCCGCCGUGUAACCUGGUGUUAAAGAAGCUGUGUGAGGCGUUCUCACUGAAGAGAGACCAGAGAGCUGCAGCAGAGUCAGAGCCGGUCUGCAGUCUGCACUCUGAGAAACUCAAAGUCUUCUGCAUGAACCAUCAGCAGCCAGUUUGUCUCGUCUGUCUGCAUUCACAAACACACGCGGGACACAAAUUCAGACCGAUUACUGAAGUUGCACAGAAUCACAGGAAGGAGCUGCAGAAAUCCCUGAAGCCCUUACAGGAGAAACUGAAAAUCUUUGAGCAUGUGAAAGGAAACUGUGAUCAAACAGCAGAACACAUUCAGGUCCAGGCCCGACACACAGAGAGGCAGAUUAAGGAUCAGUUUAAGAAGCUUCACCAGUUUCUAGAAGAGGAAGAGGAGGCCAGGAUCUCUGCUCUGAGGGAGGAAGAGGAGCAGAAGAGUCAGGUGAUGAAGGAGAAGAUUGAGGCUCUGAGCAGAGAGAUAGCAGCUCUUUCAGACACAAUCAGAGCCACAGAGGAGGAGCUGAGAGCUGAACACGUCUCAUUCCUGCAGAACUACAAGGCUGCAGUGGAAAGAGUCCAGCAGCGCCCCCUGCUGGAGGAUCCACAGCUGCUCUCAGGAGCUCUGAUAGAUGUGGCCAAACACCUGGGCAACCUGACCUACAACAUCUGGGACAAGAUGAAGGAGAUGGUCUCCUACACUCCUGUGAUUCUGGAUCCAAACACUGCUCAUCCAGAACUCCUCCUGUCUGAAGAUCUGAUUAGUUUGAGGUUUGGAGAGAAACAGAAGCGUCCUGAUAAUCCGGAGAGGUUUGAUACGUUCCGUAUUGUUCUGGGCUCUGAGGGUUUUGACUCUGGGACUCACAGCUGGGACGUUGAGGUUGGAGACAGCGCCGCCUGGUUUGUCGGCGUGGCGGCAGAAUCGGUCCAGAAGAAAGGGAAACAUCCGAGUGGUUUAUGGAGGACGGGGUUCCUGAACGGUGAAUACUCAGCUCGCUCCCUAUCAGACCCCUCCUCUGUUCUCUCAGUGAAGAAGCUCCAGAGGAUCAGAGUUCAUCUGGACUGGAAAAAAGGCAAUCUGACAUUUUCUGACCCGGACACUAACACACACAUACACACCUUCACACACACCUUUAAUGAGAGGCUGUUCCCGUACUUUAACACUGUAAAUGUGAACCCACUGAAGAUAUUAACACAGAAGGUUUCUGUCAGGCUAUAA